Messenger RNA from Rhinopithecus roxellana (golden snub-nosed monkey), 2108 nucleotides. RefSeq names its product SPT7 like, STAGA complex gamma subunit (gene SUPT7L). Gene Ontology annotation, cellular component: SAGA complex. The coding region runs from base 437 to 1675 and encodes 412 amino acids. The transcript is spliced from 6 exons. Gene Ontology annotation, molecular function: protein heterodimerization activity; transcription coactivator activity. The record is from RefSeq and is a predicted model, not a curated record. NCBI's taxonomy places the organism in Eukaryota, Metazoa, Chordata, Mammalia, Primates, Cercopithecidae.
ACUAAUCAACAAACCAGCUUUUGGGGCUUGACGCGACCCUUGCCUCAGGCCUCUCGGGGUCCAGACAGACGCCCAGCCCGCUCUGCGAGGCAGCAGUGAGUAGUGUGGUACCUCCUUGUCUCGGUUCAGUUACAGACCUCCCCUUCUUCCGGCUGCUCUGGACAGCAGGCGACCUCAGGACCCUCUGAUUGGCGCCUGCGCCGACGGACCGUGACCGAGAAAACCCCUGGAGGGACUUGGGCAUUCCUUGGGCUCAGUGCCUGUUCUUACUGCUCCUUUCGGUAAAGGCAAGGAUCUCACAUUAUCAGUCUUUGACCCGCACAGAAUGCCAGGCAUUUGAUAAAUGUUUGUUGAACUUGAAGAGACAUAUGGACAAUGAAUCUGCAAAGGUUAUCGUCUACAUUUAUCCUGAGACCUCUUCUCUUCUUAUUCCAAAAUGUUGAGAUACUGGGGAGAGAUACCAAUAUCAUCAAGCCAGACCAACAGAAGUUCCUUUGAUUUGCUCCCACGGGAGUUCCGUCUGGUGGAAGUCCAUGACCCACCCCUGCACCAACCCUCAGCCAACAAGCCGAAGCCCCCCACUAUGCUGGACAUCCCCUCAGAGCCAUGUAGUCUCACCAUCCAUACGAUUCAGUUGAUUCAGCACAACCGACGACUUCGCAACCUUAUUGCCACAGCACAGGCCCAGAAUCAGCAACAGACAGAAGGUGUAAAAACUGAAGAGAGUGAACCUCUUCCCUCGUGCCCUGGGUCACCUCCUCUCCCUGAUGACCUCCUGCCUUUAGAUUGUAAAAAUCCCAAUGCACCAUUCCAGAUCCGGCACAGUGACCCAGAGAGUGACUUUUAUCGUGGGAAAGGGGAACCUGUGACUGAACUCAGCUGGCACUCCUGUCGGCAGCUCCUUUACCAGGCAGUGGCCACAAUCCUGGCCCACGCAGGCUUUGACUGUGCUAAUGAAAGUGUCCUGGAGACCCUAACUGAUGUGGCACAUGAGUAUUGCCUGAAGUUUACCAAGUUGUUGCGUUUUGCUGUGGACCGGGAGGCCCGGCUGGGACAGACUCCUUUUCCAGAUGUGAUGGAGCAGGUAUUCCAUGAAGUGGGUAUCGGCAGUGUGCUCUCCCUCCAGAAGUUCUGGCAGCACCGCAUCAAGGACUAUCACAGUUACAUGCUACAGAUUAGUAAGCAACUCUCUGAAGAAUAUGAAAGGAUUGUCAAUCCUGAGAAGGCCACAGAGGACAUGAAACCUGUGAAGAUCAAGGAGGAACCUGUAAGCGAUAUCACCUUUCCUGUCAGUGAGGAGCUAGAGGCUGACCUUGCUUCUGGAGACCAGUCACUGCCUAUGGGAGUGCUUGGGGCUCAGAGUGAACGCUUCCCAUCUAACCUGGAGGUUGAAGCUUCACCACAGGCUUCAAGUGCAGAGGUAAAUGCUUCUCCUCUUUGGAAUCUGGCCCAUGUGAAAAUGGAGCCUCAAGAGAGUGAAGAAGGCAAUGUCUCUGGGCAUGGUGUGCUGGGCAGCGAUGUCUUCGAGGAGCCCAUGUCAGGCAUGAGUGAAGCUGGGAUUCCUCAGAGCCCUGAUGACUCAGAUAGCAGCUAUGGUUCCCACUCCACUGACAGCCUCAUGGGGUCCUCCCCUGUUUUCAACCAGCGCUGCAAGAAGAGGAUGAGGAAAAUAUAAAAGGAAAAGAGGGAGAUUUUUUGUCCAGACCUACUAGACCCAACAGAAAAAGUUUUUAUAUUAGAAUCUGUUUCCAUAAAAAUUGAUUUGACUCCUGUUCUUAAACACAAGUGGCUUUUCCUUAUUCCAGAGGAACUGGACGUCACCAAACAAGGUUGCAUUUUACUUUUGCAUCCAGUUUUCAUAGUUUUCCACAACCAAGCCACCUUUCACAGAUGAAAUAUGAGGCUGGCAUGGCAAUCAAAGCAAAGCACUGUCCUCGACUGUUGUCUUAACUAUGACUAGACAUGUUACUUAGCUUCUCUACAGCCAUUUCUCUUGUACAACUGAGAAUCAUACUUCUUUGACCUACCUUGUAGAGAUGUGAGGAUUUAGAUGUUUGCUAACUUCAAAACUGUGCUUGAAUAGACUCAUAAUAUAUGCUCAUAUCAGA